GCUGAGGGAGCGGGCUACCAGCGAGUGCUACAGGUUGAUCUGGAAGUCAACGGUUUGAUGAUGACUCACGGGGGAAGGGAGGUGACAUGGCAGGUGGAAUACCCGCUCACCCGUACUCUGACCAGUGAGGUGCAGACCCUCAUCCGCCUGGCGCCACAGGACUUGGGUGGCAUCGUGCCACUCGCCAUGGCAAGUACUUGUGUGUUAAGAUAUGCCUUUCUUUUUUUUUUCCAGGACACAGAAAUCCUGAACACAGCCGUUCUCACAGGCCGCACAGUCGCUGUUCCAGUGAAAGUGGUCACUGUUGGGACAGAUGGAGCCAUAUCAGAUGUCACAGAGUCAGUGGAGUGCAAGUCUACAGAUGAGCAGGUUAUCAAGGUUUCAGAGCGCUGUGACUAUGUGUAUGUGAAUGGAAAGGAGACGAGAGGGAAGACCAAGGUGAUGCUCAACUUUACCUACAGUUUUCUCGGCGCACAGCUGGAGAUGAGUGUCUGGAUGCCCCGCCUACCUUUGGUCAUCGACGUGGCUGACCCAGAGCUCAGCCAGAUUAAGGGCUGGAGGGUCCCCUAUGGUUCAGGCAACAGGAGGUAUGAACGGGUUACCGAUGACAGGGAAGGUGCUGAGACAGCGGAGGACAGGACAGAAAAUGCCUGUGUGGCGCAGUACCAGAGCACCUCUCUGCGGGUCCUCACACACUUUGUAGCGGAUAGUGGAGAAAUGAAGGGAGUCAUGGAAGACGAGGGUCAAAACAACUUCUUGCUUGGUAGUGACUGGCAGGUGGAUGUGACCCAACUGGUCAAGGAAUCUUUGAGGGUGGAGGACCCAAAGAUCGCCAAACUGAUGGACGGCCAGGUUCUCAUCGGACUGACCCCUGGAACAACCAAACUUCAGGUAGUGCCGUCCCCUCUUACAUCCCUGGUCCUGGCUGAAAAGAGCAUCAGGGUGCAAGAUGAUAAAGUGAGUGUGACAGAGCUCGGGGUGCAGUUGGUAUCUGGUCUCUCUCUCUCCCUACAACUGAGCCCAGGGAGCAACAGGGCCAUCGUCGCCACCGCAACGACACAGGAAGUAAUCGAGUCACUGAAACAGGAAUCUCUCAUCAGUGCUUGGCUCCAGUUCAGUGACGGAUCCAUGACUCCUCUAGACAACUACAACCCUGCGCAUUUUACUCUGGCAGCAACGUCUUUGGAUGAACAGGUAGUGGGGGUGCAGCAAAGUUCUGCUUGGAAGUGGCCCAUCAUUGUUGCCAAGGGAGAAGGUCAGGGUUUGCUUGUGCGUGUUGAAAUGAGCCCGUCAGAAGUGUGCCAGAGAGGUAAAAGACGUACAACUUUAGCGACUGGAAUGGCAAAUAUACAGGUAAGGUUUGGCCAACCAGAAGAUCAGUAUAGACAACCCGGUGACAGAAGAACACGUCCUGAUCCUCCAUAUUAUGGUGGAUCUAUCUCUGACAUGGAAACUGGGUUAAUUAACCGUGGAGCCACUACCAUCAGGGGUCAUGUCCCAGUGAGGCCUAACGGGAGUCGCUUAUCAGCAGACAGUGGUGCAAGGGCCCCAAACCAAUUCUCUGAAUAUCCAGAUCAGGCAGAUCUGCCGCGGAGCCGCACCACUGAUGAGGACCUUUUGCCAUCUCGACGAGGCCUGACCGACUUGGAGAUCGGUAUGUACGCUUUGUUGGGAGUCUUCUGCCUGGCUAUCCUGGUUUUUCUCAUCAACUGCAUUUCUUAUGCAUACAAGUACCGUAGCAAGCAUCUGUCUCUGGAGGCCCCAGAGGCAAUGCCACAUGCUCACGAUUGGGUUUGGCUAGGCCAGGAGGAGGGACUCUGUCUGCAACAGCAGCAGCAUGAAGAACCAGGCUGUGGCCUGGAGGAGGGCAGUCAGUUAUUAAAUGGAGGUGUCCAACGUGGUGGCAUCGGUGUUGGGGGAUGCAACUCAAGUGGAAGAGAUCACAAGAGUGAAUCACUUAACUCACCCACCACAAAGAGAAAGAGGGUGAAGUUUACCACUUUCUCCAAUGUGAAGUCAAGCAAUGGAUGUCCAGUGCUCAGCCCAUUAGCACUAGUGCAGACCAGUGAGAUAAAAUGGGUCUGUCCAGACAUCGAGCUCGGGGACUCAAAGGAUCUUAGGAACUACAUGGAAAAGCUUAAUGAGAAUGCAAUUAAAAACACUGUGUAA
Menidia menidia (Atlantic silverside) is the source of this 2169-nucleotide messenger RNA. NCBI's taxonomy places the organism in Eukaryota, Metazoa, Chordata, Actinopteri, Atheriniformes, Atherinopsidae. The record is from the annotation of a GenBank genome assembly.